AUGGUGCUUAUACCCAAUAGUAAACAACAUGUGAUACAAUUUUAUAUUAAUGGUAUUCAUGACGUUUUCUACCACGAAGAUGAUUUCAGUAGCAGCGAAUAUGAUUUCAGUAGCAGCGAAUAUGAUUUCAGUAGCAGCGACAAUGAUUUCAAUAUAAGCGACGAAGAAGACACAAUGAAGACUAAUGAAAAUAAUAUUGCUCCCCAUUUCAAAGAUAUGGCUCUAGCAAUUAAGAAACGAGAUGUUAAUGGACUUCAAAUUGCCUUAGAUAAUUUUACUGGAGAUAUAGAUGAAUAUUCAAUAGAUGGAGAAACUGCUCUUCACUAUGCAUGUAAAUGUUAUAGUCGAAAAUCUUUUGAGUUACUAGUUGGAAGGGGUGCUAAUAUGGAGGCUAAAAAUAAAGUUGGAGACAUUCCUCUCCAUACUGCUUGUGAUAUUGGUUUGUUUAAUAUUGUUAAAUUUAUAUUCAAUAAUAUUAGUGAUGGAGAUAUUAGAAAGAGAAUGUUAAACUCAAUUGAUAGCGAUGGUUCAACGCCUAUGCAUAAAGCAGCUAGUGAAAAUAUCAAAAUUGUUGAACUAUUGUUAGAUAUUAUUAUUGAGACCGAUAAUUCAACUGGUAUAAGUAAAAUGAUACAAGCAGUUAAUACAUACGGUGAUACGCCUUUACAUGAAGCAGCAUUAUAUGGAAAAGUUAAAAUUGUAAAAUUAUUACUAGAAUUGGGUGCUUCUACUCAAACACGUAAUAAUGAUGGAAUGACGAGAGUUCAUGCACAUCUUGUUGCUAUAGAUGAUGACAUGUGGUUUGUCAUCACCGAAGGCCCAAUAAAGAUUGAAAAAGAUAGAUCUGAGUGGACUAGUGAAGAUAAGAGAAAGAACAAUCUCGACAAUUUGGCCAAAGACAUCCUCUAUAAAACCUUGGAUGACAACAUGUUCAAGUAUAUCAUCUCAUGCAACUCUACCAAAGAAAUCUGGGAGAGGCUGACCCAACUCUGUGAGGGUAAUGAGCAAACCAAAGAGAAUAAACUCAUGGUUUCUAUACAACAGUUUGAUAACAUUAAGUUGCGUACUUGA
Molecule: messenger RNA, 1071 nt
Organism: Impatiens glandulifera
Lineage: Eukaryota; Viridiplantae; Streptophyta; Magnoliopsida; Ericales; Balsaminaceae
Product: 26S proteasome non-ATPase regulatory subunit 10-like
Exons: 6
Coding region: 1-1071 (356 amino acids)
Molecular function (GO): protein binding
Source: RefSeq, a predicted model, not a curated record